GGGCUGGCCCGGCUGCCAGGCUGCCUGGGCAUCCUUCCCGUCAGCUCUCGUCCUGGCAGUCCCUGCCACGGCGUCUGGUGGAAUACUUGUUUCCUGAUAUUGUAAAGUCUGUUUCUUUAUGUCUCCCCUACGAAUAACUUGAUGGAUUGGAAUUGCCUCAGUGCUUUUUGUAUUCCCAGCAACUGGUAGACACGUUGGCUGUGGUCAAAAAGUGGCUGAAUGAGUUUUGGAGAAGAUAAGAGAGCAAGCGGACAGUCGUCUGGGAUGGGCCACAGUCACGGCAGAGGGUCUGGAGUUCCGAAGUUCCUGCUGCUUCAGACGAUGGAUGAGCAAUCACAAGGGAUGCGAGGGCCGCCUGUUCCUCAGUUCCAACCGCAGAAGGCCUUACGACCGGAUAUGGGCUAUAAUACAUUAGCCAACUUUCGAAUAGAAAAGAAAAUUGGUCGCGGGCAAUUUAGUGAAGUUUAUAGAGCAGCCUGUCUCUUGGAUGGAGUACCAGUAGCUUUAAAAAAAGUGCAGAUAUUUGAUUUAAUGGACGCCAAAGCACGUGCUGAUUGUAUCAAAGAAAUAGAUCUCCUUAAGCAACUCAACCAUCCUAAUGUAAUUAAAUAUUAUGCAUCAUUCAUUGAAGAUAAUGAACUAAACAUAGUUUUGGAAUUAGCAGAUGCUGGUGAUCUAUCCAGAAUGAUAAAGCAUUUUAAGAAACAAAAGAGGCUAAUUCCUGAAAGGACUGUUUGGAAGUACUUCGUGCAGCUGUGCAGUGCGCUGGAGCACAUGCACUCUCGCCGAGUCAUGCACCGGGAUAUAAAACCAGCUAAUGUGUUCAUUACAGCCACUGGGGUGGUCAAACUUGGAGAUCUUGGGCUUGGUCGGUUCUUUAGCUCCAAAACCACAGCUGCACAUUCUUUAGUGGGUACACCUUAUUACAUGUCUCCAGAGAGAAUACAUGAAAAUGGGUACAACUUCAAAUCUGACAUCUGGUCCCUUGGCUGUCUACUGUAUGAGCUGCGGCAGUUGGUGAACAUGUGCAUCAACCCAGACCCAGAAAAGCGACCAGACAUCACGUAUGUGUACGACGUGGCCAAGAGGAUGCACGCCUGCAUGGCCAGCAGCUGAGCGCAUGGGCGGCGUGGAGGACGUAAGCAACACAAGUUCAAGUGUUUCUGUGCAAAUCAUACCUCCCUCUUCUCGAGUGUUAAGAUUAAUAUUUCAGAGCUAGUGUGCUUUGAAUCCUUAACCAGUUUUCAUCUAAGCUUCAUUUUGUACCAAUUUAAGUCACCUUCUUGCAGACCCCAGUGACUUUGGAAUAAUCAGAUUCUGUAUUAGGAGAGCAAACGGAACAUGAUGGUUUUUCAUGGCUAAAGAUUUUUAGAAUUAUUUUGAGUUUUGUGCUGAUAAGUCGUGUUCAGAUAGACUCUCAGUGCCAAAUGUUGGCGGCUCGGUUUGGCCCCAUUGGGACAGACGUGCAGCCUGAGGAAGGUAUCUGAACAUGUGCCUUGUGUGCUGCUCUCCAAUCAUUUAUGGACAUUUGAGAUGAACACAAUUGUGAACUUUCGUGAUUAUCUUAUCUUUAGAAGUUUGAAGUAUGUGUUUUAGUUCUUAGCAUUGUAGCUUUCAAAUAGGAUUCUUACUCAAAGAUAAAUGUAGACAUAUGAACUACUUGAGAGCAUUUAAAACUCAUAGAUUUAAAAUAGCUUAUACAUUCAAAAUGCAACUAUUAAAUGUGAAAAGAUUUGGGGAUAAAAUGUGAGUCAGACACUGAAGAGUUUUCUGCUUUAUUUUGUUUUAUUUUAAUAUCUUUGAAAUUCUCUUUGCAUUAAAGUGGUAUAAAUGAAUCCAUUUAAAAAGUGGUUAAGGAUUUGUUUGGCUGGUGUGGUAGUAAUUUUCCAAGUUGCACAUUGCCCAAGGCUUUUUUGUGUGUUUUUACUAUUGUUUGUACAUUUGAAAAAUAUUCUUCGAAUAAUCCUGCAGUACUAUUUUCAAUUUCUUUAUAAAUUUAAAUGCUCUACUCAUGAUUGUACACUAUAGUGUAAGCGUAUGUUUUUAUUCAUAGAUUUUAUUGAAGUUCUGAUUGAUCCCCUUCAGAAAUUUUUUUUUAUUCUUCAAGUUACUUUCCUAUUUAUAUUGUACAUGCAUUUUAUCCACUAAUGUUUCAGAUUUUCUGACAACAUAAUAACCUUAAAAAAUAUUUGAUAUACCAACACUUUUCCUGGAUUGAAAACAUUUUUUUGUUCAAUUUUGAAAAUUUGGGCCACUGUGUAUGCACGUGCCUUGUCUUGUUAGGAAGAGGGAUGUGCCUUGUACUGUAGCUGUGAAUGUUGUUACUGUUUCAAUUUAUCCGACAAGGUUGUAACUUUAGAAUAUGUUUAAAGAAAUGAAAACUGGCCACUAUCACAAACAGAAUUUUUAUGAGCUAAACAUUUCUAUUGAGAAGCUUUUAGGCAAAGUACUGUAUUCAUGCAAAAAGAUAACAGAGUGGGUGACACUUCGUUUAGUUUAAGGAAAUGGGCAGAGUUUAGUAAAUGCUGUCAUGGAGAUGUUUUCCCUGAAUGCCUUCAUGUUAGUGGUGACCAGCUCCUCCCAGAGUUGUGAAGCCAAAAGGCUGCGUAGCAGUCACUGCCUAAGGACGCCAUGCCACCAUGUAACCUUGGGACAAUAAUCCUGCCAACAGGAAACCCUCAUGCUCAGAGAACACCUACCUUUAGCCCAUAUAACUGCUGGUUUUAUUUUUUCCACAGAAGUAUUUUUCUUAAAAUCAUUUGAAUACUUCCAAGUCAUUUGUAAACUUUAAAAAUGUACAAAGGGCAAAAGUGUAAACUGUUUUUCUAAAUUUAGUCAGCUACAGUAUCUUAAUCAGUUCUGAAUGGAGGGUAAUUUUAUCGCGGGACAGACAGAGGAGAGCUGGUUAUUCUGUAUGUGAGGGCCGGGCAUGCCGUUUCUCCCAGAUUCUGGUGACCUUGACCGCACUGGAUACCCGCACCCUCCUCUCCAGAGUGACGGGGGGAAUUGUUUCUGUUGACCGUUAGUGUCAUAUUCAUUUUAAUGUAAUAUGAUUCAUGGAGAUGAAAUGUUCUCUAGUUGGAACAGAUGCAGUCCUUUCUCUUGCAGUCUUUAAAGACACAUGGAUCUAAAAGUCAUCAGCUUAUUAACCCGUCACAGGACUUCUCAGCAAAGAUUUAAACUUUUCUUCUAAGUGAAUCUAUCUGGUGGAAGGAAAUAGUUGGGAAGAAUUUAUUGGUCAGGGAAAUCCAUUAUUGUUUUCUACAUAUGGAAACUUUGUUUUGGAUAUUGUAUCUUUAAGUGUUCAUAUUUUUCUUGCAGAAACCACUGCACAUAACAAAUUUUAAUUUUGAACGGGAUCAUUUCAAAGAAUUAUGAAGAUUAAUUUUUAUAAUCACCUAUAAAAUGUUCUCUUUGUAUUUCUAUUUAUACGUAAAUUUUGUAUUAAGUAAAACAUUUGAGCUGAUAUGAGGAACAGUAAAAUGAAAGGUACAUCUGAUUCUAACCCUUAUUUUAGACUUUGGUACCAGUUCCCCCGGACACAACAUGGAGUGACUUUGUUUCAUAUGCUGAGGUUUAGGAAUGGUGGAUGAAGCGUAUCCCUUUAUAAGUAAAGCCCUCAGCAAUGUGCAAUGAUUGUGAAUUUAGUAAGACAGGACAGCCACUUCAUGACCGCUUACCAUUCUACAUAGUGUCUAUUACAAAACACCAUUCUUGUAUCAACAUACACUUCAGGUGUUGCUGUUAACAUUUGCAUAUUUAUUUUAACCAAAAUGUUAUUCAUAUUAAAUGUUUUUUUCUUUAAAAUGAAUGUAUUAUGUUUAUAACCCACGAAUGCAUAAUUAUCAUAUGCCUCCUAUUUCAAUAGUACUGUAAUACGGACUUCUUUUGUGAAGUACUUUUAUUUUGUUAUGCUACCAAUACACAUACUAGAAAGACUCUGUUGUUAGCUUUGAAAAUUGUAUAAUAUCCUAAUAUAAAUAAAAAUAUAAAAUUGAAAAAUAA
This is a messenger RNA of Physeter macrocephalus (sperm whale), 4005 nucleotides long. RefSeq names its product NIMA related kinase 7 (gene NEK7). The transcript is spliced from 9 exons. NCBI's taxonomy places the organism in Eukaryota, Metazoa, Chordata, Mammalia, Artiodactyla, Physeteridae. Gene Ontology annotation, molecular function: ATP binding; protein serine/threonine kinase activity. Gene Ontology annotation, biological process: peptidyl-serine phosphorylation. The coding region runs from base 220 to 1116 and encodes 298 amino acids. Gene Ontology annotation, cellular component: nucleus. The record is from RefSeq and is a predicted model, not a curated record.